CACACGGCAGAGCGGCCGGCCAGGGACCGGGGCGGGCUGAGGGAGCAGCUCCGGCAGCUCGCGGGCACAGGACUGCAGUCAGUGAUAGUGGGAGCGGAAGUGUCUCAGGUGCGACUGGCACCGACCCCGCCUAUGAUGGCCGCGGCGUGGCCGCUCCAUGUAGUGAGGAGGGCGUGGCGAUCCAAGAGUAACAGAGCUCUGACAGUGGCACUUGCGAUGAUCCUGACUCUGGGUGUCUUCCAGCGAGCAGACCGGCGGGUGGCUGCGCCAGCAGCGGCGGGGUGCUGGCCCAGCCUGUCUCUCGGAGAGGUGGCCUACCCCUGGGAGUCGCCGGCCCCCGCAGGAGACUCUCCGGGCUGCGGCGGUGUCCCCCAGCCACCGGACUGUCUCCGGCGGACCGGACACACGGCCCAUCUCGCCAUCAUCGGCGACUCCCGCGGACGCCAAAUCUACGUCAACCUGGUCAGGGAUAACCCUCCUCUGGAGAGCGUAUGGCAAACGCCAGGAGAAAGUCAGGAGGAAGACAGGCAGCUGGAGUACGUACCAGGGUUAGCUCCAGAGGCAUUCUGCUCGGUAGGCAUGUGUUCAAGCAACGCUACCAACGAGCAUAUCAGUAUUCGGUUUCUGUGGCAACCGUUUUUCGACCAGCAUUUCUUGAAAGCACUGCAAACAUUCGUUGACGAGUGUCAGCAGCCGAGGGGCACGUGUCCAGACAUGGUACUGGUUAACGGCGGUUUUGGUACUCGGGCCGGGUGCCGGGCAUGGACAAAAUAGCGCAGCACGAGCAGUUGACAAUGCUGCGGCAGGGCGUGCUGCGCGCGGCGCCGGCGCUGGCGCGGCUGGCACGCCGCACGCUCACCCUGUGGAAGCUGGAGGAGGCGAUGCUGUUCGAGUUUGUGCCGGACAAGUAUCGCUUGCGUCUGUCCAAGGUGGAGUACAUGGAGCUGCUGCUGGUGCAGCAGGCGCUCAUCUACGAGCUGACGCUGCAGGUGCCGGAGCUGGUGAUCUGGUCCUCUCUGCUGCCGGAGGUGACUCGCCACAUGUUCCACGUGUGCGCGCGCCGCGCCGACCGGGACAACUGCCCGGACCCCGUACACAUGGGCCGCUCACUGCAGAGCGGCUUCAGUGACACCCUGAUGGCAGUGCUGUGUCGCCGGGCCACAGCGCCGCGCCGCUAACCUGAUGUGUGCCACUGGCCGGGCCCGUGUGCCGCUGACCCGAUGUGUGCCGCUGACCCGAUGUGUGCCGCUGACCAGGCCCGUGUGCCGCUGACCUGAUGUGUGCCGCUGACCGGGCCACAACGCUGUGCCGCUGACCUGUGUGCCGCUGACCGGGCCCGUGUGCCGCGCCGCUGACCUGAUGUGUGCCGCUGACCGGGCCCGUGUGCCGCACCGCUGACCUGAUGUGUGCCGCUGACCGGGCCCGUGUGCCGCGCCGCUGACUGCAGUGGUGAUGCCGGAACCGAAAUGGUGAUGAAGGAACCGCAAUGGUGAUGAUACCGCAAUGGUGCUACAGGAGCCAUGACUUAGAAAUGGCUGCCGCUGACCGGUCGAUGAAUGAGUGGCAAAUAGAAACACGUGACCUCGAACGGAAUUAUGGCAAAUACAUUGCCAUCGAUAGA
Amphibalanus amphitrite is the source of this 1621-nucleotide messenger RNA. RefSeq lists its product as uncharacterized. Lineage: Eukaryota; Metazoa; Arthropoda; Thecostraca; Balanomorpha; Balanidae. The transcript is spliced from 3 exons. The record is from RefSeq and is a predicted model, not a curated record. Bases 762 to 1178 code for a protein of 138 amino acids.